GGAGCACCAGGCGCCCACGAGAACGCUGUUCUCUUUGGCUUCCGGGCGCACGCUACUCUGUCGCCGCCGUCAGACCGGAAUUCCCGGUGCCGCCGCAACCGCCGUCUGUGCGCCCACCUCUGCUGCCGCCAUGGGGAUCUUAGAGAAGAUCUCGGAGAUCGAGAAGGAGAUCGCUCGGACGCAGAAGAACAAGGCCACUGAGUAUCAUCUGGGCCUGCUGAAAGCUAAGCUCGCCAAGUAUCGGGCCCAGCUCCUGGAACCGUCCAAAUCGGCCUCGUCCAAAGGAGAGGGCUUUGAUGUCAUGAAGUCGGGCGAUGCCCGUGUGGCGCUGAUUGGAUUUCCCUCUGUGGGUAAGUCCACAUUCUUGAGUCUGAUGACCUCCACGGCCAGCGAGGCAGCGUCCUAUGAGUUCACCACUCUGACGUGUAUUCCUGGGGUCAUUGAAUACAAAGGUGCCAACAUCCAGCUCCUGGACCUUCCUGGAAUCAUUGAAGGCGCAGCCCAAGGAAAAGGCCGUGGCCGGCAGGUGAUCGCUGUGGCGCGCACGGCUGACGUCGUCAUCAUGAUGCUGGAUGCCACCAAGGGAGAGGUGCAGAGGUCUCUGCUGGAGAAGGAGCUGGAGUCUGUGGGCAUCCGCCUCAACAAGCACAAGCCUAACAUCUACUUCAAGCCCAAGAAAGGCGGUGGCAUCUCCUUUAACUCGACAGUCACGCUGACCCAGUGCUCGGAAAAGCUGGUGCAGCUCAUCCUGCAUGAAUACAAGAUCUUCAACGCGGAAGUACUCUUCCGAGAAGACUGCUCCCCGGAUGAGUUCAUCGAUGUGAUCGUGGGCAACCGGGUGUACAUGCCCUGCCUGUAUGUUUAUAACAAAAUCGACCAGAUCUCCAUGGAAGAGGUGGACCGCCUGGCCCGAAAACCCAACAGUGUGGUCAUCAGCUGCGGCAUGAAGCUGAACCUGGACUAUCUGCUGGAGAUGCUUUGGGAGUACUUGGCCCUGACCUGCAUCUACACCAAGAAGAGAGGACAGAGGCCAGACUUCACAGACGCCAUCAUUCUCCGGAAAGGGGCCUCAGUGGAGCACGUGUGCCACCGCAUCCACCGGUCACUCGCCAGCCAGUUCAAGUACGCCCUGGUGUGGGACACACACGCCCGGGGAUAUCUUCCUUGGCCUUGGCCAGUCCAGGCUGAAGUGACCCCUCUGCCCCCAUUCCUCACCCAGGGCACCAGCACCAAGUACAGUCCGCAGCGGGUGGGCCUGACCCACACCAUGGAGCACGAGGAUGUCAUCCAGAUCGUGAAGAAGUAACGGCGCCUGCUGGGCCUCCCACCCACCUGCCUCGUCUCCCUGGGGAGGUGGUCCCGCUGGGACACACAAACACCCAAACAGAAAAAUACGAAUACACGUACCCCAGGAAGGGGUCCCUCAAGUCUCUGCUAUUUACAGAAGUUUCUUCAGUAGGCAGACGAAGAGUGUGUUGGGGCAGAGGAGCUCAGCUGGAGGUAUUUCCCAUAAGACUGAGCCCUCUCAUGGGGGUUUUGAGUUUGUAGUGCUGAGCCUGCAUCUGUGCCCCGCAGCCCCCUGCACUGAGGGAGCAAGUUGCCCACCUGCCCGCCAGCCAGGGCCUAAAGUAGAUGGCAUGCUCAGUGCCAGGCUGGUAGCUGGGCCUGUUUGGGUCCCUGGAGGCGGUGGCUGCUGUCACGGCACCUCACUCCCUCGGCUCCUGCCAGCUUCUCUGACACUUGGGUUGGGGGCCCUUCCAGGAGGAAACCCCCUUGGGUGCCCCACACAGGGCUCUCCAUGAUGGGAACCAGCGGUUAGUGGCUUCAAAGGCCCAGCUGACACCCUCCACAGCCUAAGGGGUGUCCUAAAGUGCCUCCCCCUGUAUUCCCCCUCCCAGGGCAGCCCCUGCCCAGCACAAAACCCCAGGACCCUGGCUCUGCAUGCCUGGGGCAGGGACUUUUGAGUGCAGGAUCUGUAUUUUCUAAGUCCCCAGUUCUCCUGGCUCUCCUUUCUGAAAUAAAGGAUUGAAAACGG
Messenger RNA from Pongo pygmaeus (Bornean orangutan), 2035 nucleotides. It is a transcript of the gene DRG2, whose product is annotated as developmentally regulated GTP binding protein 2. Gene Ontology annotation, molecular function: GTP binding; GTPase activity. The record is from RefSeq and is a predicted model, not a curated record. Lineage: Eukaryota; Metazoa; Chordata; Mammalia; Primates; Hominidae. The transcript has 13 exons. Bases 131 to 1306 code for a protein of 391 amino acids.